AUGUCAGACGGCGUCUUUGCGCCGCACCGCACAGCAACGACCUCUAUCUUGUCUGACAUCACAUCAGCUCUGGGCGAAGAUGCUACCCAGAUUCUUGCCACGGCCACCAGCUCUGGGAUGGCAACCUCUACAGCGACGCUACCAGCAGCGCCAGUGCCUCCACCCGCAGAACAAGCAGAGCGAGAUUCCUCCCUGGCACUCUUCCUCGUCUUGCUCUUGCUCAUUCUCUCCUUUUGGGCCUCUUACUACCUCAAGCUGCGACGCAUCACUUCGGUGCACGAGACUUUGGUUGGUCUCUUCGCUGGAAUGCUGGUUGGCGCUGCGCUGAGGAUUGGACCGGGUGUGGAGGUGCAACGGCUGUUGAGCUUCAGCAACACGAUCAUGCUCAACGUGCUUCUACCACCAAUCAUUCUGGCUAGUGGUUAUGACUUACGGCAGGUGAGCUUCUGGGCGGGGUACGUGGCUAUGGCAGGUACCAAGACAGACCCGACUUCAUGUAGACGUGUUCACAGACGAGUGCUGCCUGCACGCACAACUGACUGGGCGCGUCCGUGCACUUUUGGCUCACAGGAGAGCUUCUUCCGCAAUUUUGGUACGAUCCUGACGUUCGCCUUUGCAGGAACCUUCAUCAGUGCAAUCGUGAUUGGGUGAGUGCCAGAGGACGUUCUCCCCACCAUGAGCUCCAAAUCGAACUUCUUCAUCUCAUCCUUGCUCGAUUUGAUGUUAGUGUCCUGGUCUACGUCUGGUCAAUGCUGCAUCUCGAGUCUCUCUCCUUGACUUUACUGGAAUGCCUCAUCUUUGGGUCGACGCUGAGCGCCACGGAUCCGGUCACCAUUCUCGCUAUUUUCAACACCUACAAGGUCGAUCCGCAGCUGUACAGCGUCAUCUUUGGGGAAAGCAUUCUCAAUGAUGCUGUUUCCAUCGUCAUGUUCGAGUGAGUCUUUGGCCCCCAAGCCUCCGUACAAUCUCUCGAGAGGAUCUGCUCAAGCGUCCGCAUGUCUUCGCUCUACUUAUCAGCGUCUUGUCGACAUUUCGAGGCAAACCCAUCAGCAUAGCUUCGCUCUUUCACGGAUUUGGGCUCUUCUUGUUCACUUUCACCUUCAGCAUGGCGCUUGGCAUCAGCUUUGGGCUGGGCUGCAGCCUGAUGCUGAAGCACUCUCGCUUAAGUCUGUAUCCACAGCUAGAAAGCUGCUUGGUCGCUCUCAUUGCGUAUACGAGCUAUUUCUUCAGUAACGGCGUCGGCAUGGGAGGUAAGUCGACUAGGCCUGCUCCACGUGCAUCUUGUCUUACCCACACUGCACGACGCUUGGCACACAGGCAUCGUCUCUUUGCUUUUCUGCGGCAUCACGCUUAAACACUACGCUUAUCACAACAUGUCUCGGCGCACGCAAAGAGCGACGAGAUACAUUUUUCAGACUUUGUCUAGUGUGAGUCCCACGUUACUGCGCCACCAACUCGUUCAGGCAGCUCAUCGCGCGUGGUGUUUUUGCAGCUUUCCGAAAAUUUCAUCUUCAUCUACCUUGGCCUCAGUCUCUUCACGCAAGACACGCUGGUAUACAAGCCGCUCUUUAUUGUCGUCACCGUAGCAGCAGUCGUAGCCUCGCGGUACUGCGCCGUGUUCCCGCUUGCAGCUCUAGUCAACGCCAUCAAGCGCGCACGCAAUCUGCGGCGAGCAAGGCGAAGCGGUGCCGGAGCUCUACGUGCUAGCAACACUGGAGACGAGCUCCCCCGAGAGUAUCAAAUUAUGCUCUUCUGGGCUGGUCUGCGUGGUGCCGUUGGCUUUGCUCUUUCCGCCGGCAUCGUCGGUCAGAAUGCGGCUGCUUUGCAGACUACCGUCUUGGUCGCCGUGGUCACCACCGUCGUCGCAUUUGGGGGUACGACGCCUCAGAUGCUAGAAAUCCUCGGCAUCCGUACAGGAGUUGAGGACGACGAUGCGGAGUCUUCGGACGAAGAGUCCGAACAUGCGACCUCUCCGACAUCCGCCCGACUCGGUGUUCGGCACCGAUCAUCAGGGCGUGCUAGGAAUCGCUUUGAUACUGGAAAACGAUCUGCAGAGACUCGAGCACUGUACCAUGAUCAAUCCGGUGACUAUGACGAUGAUGAAUUAGGCAGUGCUGGCUCUGAAGAGGUUCUGCCACGCUCUGCCAGUCUAGCGGGUCCCAGCCUCGGCAGCGGAGCUGGCGAUCUGGAUGCUGCAGCAGAAGCAGGUCUGGUCGGCGUUGGAGGCGAAGAGGACAGGAGCGUGCGGGCAUUCUUGGAUCGGGCAGGACUCAUCAUGCGGGAUGGAAGAUGGUUCUCCACACUCGACCAGAGGUACUUGACGCCUCUGUUCACCAAUAGUGUGGCUUCGCGCAAGCAUGAAGAGAGAAGAGCGGCCAGAAGAGCAUCCGCAAAUGCGGCUGCUAUGGCGGCGGCCGACAUGAGCGGAGAGGCGUCUGCGUGGGGAGUUCCCAAAGACGCGUGGGCACCGCCUGGGGAAAGGGAUGCAGAUGCGGCCAGCGAUGAUGCGGCAGGAGCGAGCGACGAUGAUGCGGGUGGCGGCGUGCGAAGUCUGGGCCACUCUACGAACAGAUCUAGCAGCGGUAGACUACCGAUCAAGAGAGCGGGCAGCAGAGGCGGAUCGGACGACGAUUUGACCGUCUUCAACUCUAGAUCAGGAUCCGCAGCGUCUACGCCUGUACACUCCGCUGGUGCGCGCAUGUCUGGUGCCUUUGCCCCAAGCAGCGCGGACAAUAGCUCUUCUGCUUGGGCCACGCACAGACCAUGA
Molecule: messenger RNA, 2767 nt
Organism: Ceraceosorus bombacis
Lineage: Eukaryota; Fungi; Basidiomycota; Exobasidiomycetes; Ceraceosorales; Ceraceosoraceae
Source: the annotation of a GenBank genome assembly